Cutaneotrichosporon cavernicola is the source of this 882-nucleotide messenger RNA. RefSeq lists its product as uncharacterized. Gene Ontology annotation, biological process: carbohydrate metabolic process. Gene Ontology annotation, molecular function: zinc ion binding; aldehyde-lyase activity. The transcript has 2 exons. The record is from RefSeq and is a predicted model, not a curated record. Bases 1 to 882 code for a protein of 293 amino acids. NCBI's taxonomy places the organism in Eukaryota, Fungi, Basidiomycota, Tremellomycetes, Trichosporonales, Trichosporonaceae.
AUGUCGGGGCUCAAGAACAACCGCACCCUCCAGAUCCUCAAGGCCGCCGAAGAGGGCCGAUACGGCAUCAUCGCCCAGGUCGUCUACGACACCAACCAGGCUCUCGCCUUUGUUCGCGGCUGUGAAGCCAAGCGCUCGCCUGGCAUUCUCCAAAUGUUUCCCGUCACAGUCAUGCACGGUGGCGGCGCGUUCCUGCGCUACUGUCUCGACAUUGCCCAUAACGCAUCCGUGCCAAUCUCGGUCCACCUCGACCAUGCGACCGAUGAGGAACAGCUCGAAUAUGUGCUCCAGCUAGCUGAGAAUGGGACCAAGUUUGACAGUAUCAUGGUGGACGCUAGCCAUGCCGAUACCGACGAUGAGAAUAUCGCCAUUGCCCGCCCGUGGAUCGAGCGGUGUAACCGCAACGGCAUCGCGACCGAGGUCGAACUCGGUCGUCUCGAGGGAGGCGAGGCGGGUCUUCGUGAGAUCUCGGGCGCGAUGCUCACGGACCCGGAGAAGGCCGAGGCAUUCAUGAAGGGCACCGGCGCCGACAUCCUCGCCCCCUCCAUCGGCAACCUCCACGGCAGCUACAAGUUUGUCAAGGGUGGGCCCCAGUUCAGCCAGGAGAUCCUCAAGGACCUGCAGGCGCGCUUUGCCGGCCGCGUCCCCUACCUGUGCCUUCACGGUACCGACGAGAUCAGUGAUGACCUCUUCCGCGAGUGCAUCAAGAACGGCGUGACAAAGGUCAACGUCAACUCUUGGCUGCGUGACCCCUACUGCGCUGCACUGAGCAAGGGACUCGCAGACAAGACCAUGCCCGAGGCCAUCGACGACGCAAUGGCCGCGUACGAGAGCGAGUGCAGGCGCUUCUGUGACCUUCUGGGGUCGACCGGCAAGGCCUAG